This is a messenger RNA of Sitophilus oryzae (rice weevil), 1190 nucleotides long. RefSeq names its product pleckstrin homology domain-containing family A member 3-like. The coding region runs from base 176 to 787 and encodes 203 amino acids. Gene Ontology annotation, cellular component: trans-Golgi network; recycling endosome; early endosome. The transcript has 6 exons. The record is from RefSeq and is a predicted model, not a curated record. NCBI's taxonomy places the organism in Eukaryota, Metazoa, Arthropoda, Insecta, Coleoptera, Curculionidae. Gene Ontology annotation, biological process: receptor recycling; endosome organization; retrograde transport, endosome to Golgi.
AACAGCUGAUUUUAUGACGUUUAAGAAGUUGUUUAAUUUUUACCGAAAGUAAAUAAAAAUGAACUGUUGUAAAGUGUUGUAAUUACAGUUUUACAAUCUGGCAUUUUAUUGCCAUAUGAUUUAGUAAGAUUCCGUAAAAUUUUCUAAAUCGUGGCACUGUUUUAUUUCAAAUAGCAUGGAGGGUGUAUUGUGGAAGUGGACAAAUUAUUGGAAUGGCUGGCAAACUCGAUGGUUUAUUCUUGAAAAUGGGGUUCUGAGCUAUUACAAAUCUCAAGAAGAGGUAAACCAAGGUUGUAAAGGCUCUAUGAAAGUUCAAGCUUGUGAAAUCAAUGUAAGUCCAAUAGAUCAUACUCGUAUGGAUUUAGUGAUACCAGGCGAACAACACAUGUACCUUCGGGCAGCGACUUCUCAAGAAAGACAACAAUGGUUGGUGGCUCUAGGUACCGCAAAAGCUUGUGUCCAUAACAGAAAAGGCAAAGAAAACUUAAAAAAUCCGGAUUCUCUGAAAACCAAAAAGUCUGAACUGAAACUAUAUUGUGAUCUCUUAAUGCAACAGGUGCAUGUUAUAAAGAACUCGGCACAAGAUAGAGAGGGGCCUAAAAUCGAGGAAAUGGAUGAGGCUACAAGAUUACUAGGAGCAACCUGUGACACUUUUAUAAAGACACUAGAUGAAUGUAUGAAGCUAUCAGCUAAUGCUGUGUUCAAUACAGCUAUUAGUAAUGAGGCUACAGUACCCCCAUCUGUAAACAAAAAGGUAUUAAAUCGUUCGAAUUCUGGCAAACCAUAACCUUAACUGUAUAUUAGAAUUCAUGGCCUUGAUGUUGAAUAUUUUCUGUGUAAUAUCUGAAUAUCUGGAAUUACUUUUAUAUAUUAUUAUGUUAGAUUGUAAAUAAUUUAUCUUAUUCUUAACGAAUUACUUUUUAAAAUAUUUAUAUACCUAUUUUAUGCAUUUGUUUGAAAAAUGCACUACUUUAAAAAAAGACAAACUUAAUUAUAUUACAAAUAAAAUUGUGUGUAUUUUGUAUUCUUAUUUUUUUUUCUAGUCUAUUAUUGUAUUGUCUGUUGUAUUCUUCUAUAUUAAGGGAACAAUAUCUUUUAUUUUAUAUAUAGUUUUUAUUGCAUUUUAUAUAAUGUAUGUAUAUUGAGUAGUACCGAUGAAAACAUUUAAUUGGCUGCCAAAAAAUGUUUAA